Molecule: messenger RNA, 579 nt
Organism: Striga asiatica
Lineage: Eukaryota; Viridiplantae; Streptophyta; Magnoliopsida; Lamiales; Orobanchaceae
Source: the annotation of a GenBank genome assembly
AUGGAAUCGAAGAACCUGGCAAUCGAAGAGUUGCUAGUAAAGCUAGAAGUAGCUCGGGUUUCUGUUGGUGACAGGUUAGCGCAGAAGGAAAGAGCAAGAGAAAAAGCAUCCCGGAACCAUUCGGGAAGUCAAAUAAGCAGAAGACUUGCGUCUAAUGGGGUUAGUCGCUCAGUGGCAGCUUCUCAAUUCGUUAACGUUGGUGAAACUGAUGAGGAUUUGAUUCACAGAAAGAAGAAAUCGCCGGUAGCUCGCUCAAUUCAAGGAACUACUCCAAAUCAGGUAAUUCAGUGGCCUUUGCAAGGUGACUUGAAUACGAGAUUUUUCCACAAAGGGGAAUCGCGUAAUAUCACCGAGCUCAGUCAGGAUAUGUUUUCAGUUAUUGAAGCUAUCAAAGUGGACGCCUCAGAAGCGGAACUAUUGGAGACCGGAGGGGCCCCUAUAGAACAACUUCCCUCAGAUGGAGAAGAUGGAGAUACGGAAAUAUCAAUCCGGGUGAAGGAAGAGUGGGGCCGGUUGGAUCAAACUGUGAUCCAUACUUCAGAAAGCUUCCUCUUCAUUUUGAUAUUCAUUCCUUUUUGA